Molecule: messenger RNA, 1229 nt
Organism: Cottoperca gobio
Lineage: Eukaryota; Metazoa; Chordata; Actinopteri; Perciformes; Bovichtidae
Gene: zfand3
Product: zinc finger, AN1-type domain 3
Exons: 6
Coding region: 456-1148 (230 amino acids)
Molecular function (GO): DNA binding; zinc ion binding
Source: RefSeq, a predicted model, not a curated record
UAGGGGUGGUCAUUAACAGUUGCGAGGGGAAGGCCUUACUCAAUCUAUGUAUUUUUUCUUUUGUCGUACCCUCACAAGUAUUUCACUUCGCCAUAAUUGUGGUUUAUCUAUAUGUGGACUCCUGACUGUUUUUCUAAGCUUUUUAAUGUCGAGUGAAACACCGGGACGCCCCCCUCUUUUCGUUUGUCGGUCGUAACGCCCGAACAUCCAGCUGAUUGCUUUGAGUGCCGUUCAAUUAUUCCAGUUCAAACUGAGCCGUUUUGUUUGACUUAACGGAUGGUUUUUGUGGCCGAAAGGGGCCGAGUUCGCCACCUUUUCUCACCGACUUGAGGACUUUAAAAGAAAGAGGACAUUUAUCUUUUUGUCUUGAGUGUUGGAUCGUUUUUCUCGCGGAACGACCAGGCCCCGGACUCAUCCCCAGCCUCGCGUUUCCAUAUCGGUUUUUGUUGGAAGUCAUGGGAGACACAAGUGAACGAAGCAAACCACCGAGUCUACCGCCCCGGUGUCCCUGUGGAUUUUGGGGGUCCAGUGAAACCAUGAACCUUUGCUCCAAAUGUUUUUCCGACAUCCAGAAGAAGCAGCCAGGGGAGGACUGCACCUCCAAGCCCAUCCAAAGCACCGGGAGUAGCCAAUUGCCGGUUUUCAUUAGCGAGACGAGCAGUAGCAGUAGCCAAUCCCUAUUGUCGUCGCCGCCCUCUAGCUCCGAGCAGCCGUCAACCGAAGAGCCCUCACCCACGUUUCCCAGCACUAGAGAAGGCAUGUCGUCCACAGACACAGCCCAGGGCACACUCUGCACACCCACAAAGCGUCCACGGGAAUCAGCGUCGGGCUCGGAGAGUGAGGCGACGCCGGAGAAGCGGCCCCGGACAGACGAGAAGGAGGAGAGCGGCGAGGAGGCCCGCGGGACGCCCAAGCAGAAGAACCGUCGGCGCUGCUAUCGCUGCCAAACCAAACUAGAGCUGGUGCAGCAGGAACUUGGCUCCUGUCGCUGCGGCUAUGUAUUCUGCAUGCUUCACCGUCUACCCGAGCAGCACGACUGUCUGUUCGACCAUCUGGGCCGCGGGCGCGAGGAGGCCGUCCUCAAGAUGGUGAAGCUGGACCGCAAGGUGGGGCGCUCGUGCCAACGCAUCGGGGAGGAGUGCUCCUGAUUGGCCACGCCGUGACCAGCCAUCCCGUGAGAAACGAGGCACUUACAAAGAGGAGGAGGAGGAGGAGGAGGAAGGAGAGCG